AUGUCCAGUGCUGGUGCCUGCAUGGAAGCUCUUGCAAAGUUCCACGAGUUUGCCAAGAAGACCAACUACCGCGAGCCCCACGAUGUUCUUAACAGCCCUCUGCAAUACGGAUAUAACACAAAGCUCGACUGCUUCAGCCACUUUGCCGCUAAUGCACCGUGCGAUAUGCAGUUUGCACAACACAUGGGCGCGUAUAGACAAGGCAGACCAAGCUGGAUGGAUAAGGGAUUCUACCCCGUAAAGGAGCGCCUUCUUGAUGGUUUCGACCACUCCGAAGAUGGAGUUCUUCUCGUUGAUGUCGGUGGUAGCUUUGGCCACGACAUUGACGAGUUUCGCAAGAAGUAUCCUAAGGCUCCUGGUAGGCUUGUCCUGCAGGAUCUGCCGAGCGUCAUCAACCAGAUCGACAAGUUGGAUAAGACGAUCGAGAGAAUGGGACAUGACUUUUUCGAUGAGCAACCAAUCAAGGGCGCGCGGGCUUAUUACAUGCAUUCCGUGCUCCACGACUGGCCAGACAUCAAAUGCGAAGAGAUCUUGGCAAGGACGACGGCUGCUAUGAAACACGGUUACAGCAGGUUGCUGGUCAACGAAAACUGCAUUCCGGAUACUGGCGCCGAUUAG
Messenger RNA from Colletotrichum chrysophilum, 618 nucleotides. RefSeq lists its product as uncharacterized. NCBI's taxonomy places the organism in Eukaryota, Fungi, Ascomycota, Sordariomycetes, Glomerellales, Glomerellaceae. The transcript has 2 exons. The coding region runs from base 1 to 618 and encodes 205 amino acids. Gene Ontology annotation, molecular function: O-methyltransferase activity. The record is from RefSeq and is a predicted model, not a curated record.